Pyrus x bretschneideri (Chinese white pear) is the source of this 1753-nucleotide messenger RNA. RefSeq lists its product as uncharacterized. The transcript has 17 exons. The coding region runs from base 183 to 1439 and encodes 418 amino acids. Lineage: Eukaryota; Viridiplantae; Streptophyta; Magnoliopsida; Rosales; Rosaceae. The record is from RefSeq and is a predicted model, not a curated record.
UUCAAUUCCGCAAUCACCUCAAACAGACGCAUCUCCCUAGUGUGGGCAAGGACCCAUUGUUUAUUUAUUUAUUAUUAUUUUUUUUAAUCGGGUCUAACACGUCAACUCUCGCGGCCCAACAGUGUACGGGUGGAGCCUUCGUCCCCUUGGCGCCGGUACCAACAGACAGCACAUCCCGAGCAAUGCAGAGCCGUCGACGCCGUUUCGCCUCACCUUCUUCUCCUUCUUCCUCGCAUCGCACUUUUCUUGCCCUACUUACAGUUCUUGCAUCGCAAGCACUUCAAGCUUCUGCAGUUGUAGUACCGCGAUCCAAUUGCUACGUUUUCGAUAACACUAGCCGCCUUGUCGAUUUUAGCAGCUGGAUUGGGCAUCCGUUUGAGUACGACGGAGGGGAAACCGACUUGGUGAUUCGGUUUUGCAAAGAUGUGGAGAGUAGAUCACAAACGGGAUAUGUAGAUUUCGGUCGAUUUGAUAAGUACAACAACUUUGUUUCUGGUUCAGGACACGUAGACUAUGUUCAAGGGUUUUACAAUGGAGACCUGGCAAAUUGCGAGACCAGUUAUGAUAAACUGGGACGAACAGCUCAGGUAAACAUUCUAUGUGGAAGUUGUUUAAAUGGACAAUGCAAAGGUGGACUUGGAUGCAUCUGCAAUGUCACUUACGAGUCAACUUGCAGAGUUUUUCUAGAGCUGGCCAUUCCAUGUGAGAAACCAGGACCCCGCGUAUUUAAGGGCUUCACUGUAGGUUUCCAUCCACGGUCAUGGGAGCUUGUUUAUGAUGGCAUGACCCAAAUAGGAUAUGAAAAAUCUCACUGUGAGUUUAGCUUUGGGACCGAGCAGAGACAUGUAACCCUUUAUAUGACUGCAAUGGCUUCCCUUUCCAGUUUGGUGCAAAGACCUAUUAUUAAGGUCUUACCAGAAAGUGGCCUGGAGAUUAAAUUAUCGGGGUCGGGAGCAACUGGGAGCGCGCCUACAACUUUGUCACCGACAAUGUUAAAUGUUGAAUGGAGAUGUGAAAGGGCACGUGAUACUCCGUAUGAAGUGAAUAUCACUAUCCCAGUGGAGGGUUAUGAGCCCAUCCAGUUUUUUCUUGCCAAAAUGUGUGAACAUAGGCAGGAGAAGAGUGGAGAGAGUACGACGGGAUGGGCUACAUUUGGGGUGUUGUCCUGCAUAUUCACCGUAUCAUCAACACUGUUUUGUUGUGGAGGGUUUAUUUACAAGAGUCGAGUUGAACAGAAGCGUGGGAUAGACGCAUUGCCUGGCAUGACAAUUCUAUCUGCUUGUUUAGAAACUGUGAGUGACACAGGGCAAAGCUACACCCGACACGAAGAUCUUAAUACUGCCUUUGCCAGUGAAGCCUCUUGGGAACGUUCUCCUUCUCCUGCUCCUGCAACUAAAGGAACAUCGAAGCCGAAUGAAAGCAGAUACGGUGCAAUUUGAACGUUAUGACCCUGUGAAUAUCAGCUAACUUGUACCAGUAUCACACACGAGGGGUUUGAAGUUUUACUGCAACAUGUUUGUCUUUCAACGAGGCCAAAUUUUCAUAUCACGGUAAUAUUGUAAUUCAAAUGAAUUCAUUUCAUAUCUGUUUUUUAAUUAACGAUUAUCGUUCAUGAGAUUUGAAAUCAAGAUCUCAUCUAGCAAAGGCAAAGACUGACAGUGGCUAGACCACAGAGUCAUACGCUUGUUCGUUAAUAUGUCACGUGCAAUGUUAGGGAUAUUCUAGCUAUAUGUAAUGGCAUAUGCUUUAUUUA